This is a messenger RNA of Hydra vulgaris (swiftwater hydra), 861 nucleotides long. NCBI's taxonomy places the organism in Eukaryota, Metazoa, Cnidaria, Hydrozoa, Anthoathecata, Hydridae. The record is from RefSeq and is a predicted model, not a curated record.
AUGCAUCGCUUAUUAAAACUUCCUGUUCCAAUUUUGGAAACUAGCACAUGUAAUAUAACUCCAAACUCUACUCAUGGUAGAUUCCUAAGACAAAUCAGUUUGUAUUUACUUGAUGAAGCAUCUAUGAUACCCAAAUAUGCUUUGAGUGCCAUUGAUAAGCUAUUACAAGAUAUUUGUAAUAACAACUUUCUUUUUGGUGGUAAGGUUAUUCUUAUGGGUGGAGACUUCAGACAAAUACUUCCAGUUGUGAAGCGAGGUCGACCAGCAGAAGUUACAGAAUCAUGUUUAAAAUGUUCUAAACAUUGGCGAUAUGUGCAAAGGUUCUCAUUAACUGUUAAUAUGAAGAUUCAGAUAGAAGAAGAGGAAUUUUCCCAAUGGCUUUUAAAGCUUGGAAGUGGAACAUUACCUGUCAAGCCUGAAGAUCCUUUGCGAGGGUGUAUUGAAAUACCUGAGCAGUGCUUUCUCAGUGAUAAUGAAUCUAUUGUAGAGAAGAUUUUCGGUGGUGCAGAAGAAGCUGAUUAUGCAAAACGUGCUAUUUUAACGCCAACAAAUGUUGAUUCAUUGGCAAUAAAUGAAGAAGUCCUUCAUCGUUUACCCGGUGAUGUGAAAACAUAUUUAAGUUCAGAUAGCAUUGAAACUGAUAAUCUUAAUGAAAUUAAUAACUUUCCAGUCAAGUUUUUAAAUAGUUUGACUCCAUCAGAUCUCAAAGGUGGACUUUGUAAUGGAACCCGUUUGAUGGUGCGUGUAUUACACAACAAUUACAUUGAUGGUGAGGUUUUAACAGGUGUAUCAGCUGGUAACAGGGUAUUUGUUCCUCGAGUUCAAUUAGCUCCAUCAGAUGCAAAUUUACCUUUUACUUAA